Macadamia integrifolia is the source of this 1310-nucleotide messenger RNA. RefSeq lists its product as uncharacterized. The record is from RefSeq and is a predicted model, not a curated record. Lineage: Eukaryota; Viridiplantae; Streptophyta; Magnoliopsida; Proteales; Proteaceae. Bases 240 to 1082 code for a protein of 280 amino acids. The transcript has 7 exons.
AUGUGGCUAUGGAUCGUUCCGUGAACACAAAUUUCCAAUAAAUUUUUUUUUUUUUAUUUUUUGUUUUUUUGGUGCCAAAUAUGGGAUGUGAAAUGGGUAUUUUCAGUGUGAGAUGUUCUGCAACUCUUUCCCUCUUCCUGUCAGUGAAUUGAAGUGAAGUGAAGGAAGGCCUUAACGUACCACCAGAGUUUUCCUCUCCUUCGGCCUUCGACUAAAGGAACCUGUAGACUCUUUCGUUUAUGGCGCAGUUCACAGUUCAAGGAGGUCUGAAGCUGCUCUUCCAUGGUGAUAGAUUGUCUUUUGGGUUCGAAGUUAAAGACCCGUUUCAUUAUAAACUUGGCGGUUUGUCAAGAUUCGCGGAAGGUCACCCCAUUCAACUCCUCGAUAAAAAUGUCAGGUUGCACAGUUCUACCCGUGUUAGUCGUUCUAGGAACAGGAAAUCGACCACCUCUAAUGCGGAUGUGCCUGACGACGUUUAUGAUGAAGACGGUGAAUAUGAAAGGGAUGACUUGGAUUGCUUCCGAGGUUUGGUCUUGGACAUCUCUUACAGGCCAAUCAAUGUUGUCUGCUGGAGGCGUGCUAUCUGUUUGGAGUUCAUGGAGAAGGCUGAUGUUCUAGAAUAUUAUGACCAGACUGUAAACUCUCCCAAUGGAUCCUACUAUCUACCAGCUGUCUUAAGGGUUCCCCAUUUACUGCAGGUUGUCAAGAGAAGAAGAGUCAAACAAAACCUUAGUCGUAAAAGUAUAUUUUUCCGGGAUAUGUUCACUUGUCAGUAUUGCUCUUCAAGAGAAAGUUUGACCAUUGACCAUGUUCUGCCAAUUUCUCGGGGUGGAGUAUGGAAAUGGGAGAAUCUGGUUACAGCUUGUGCGAAAUGCAAUUCAAGGAAAGGUCAGAAGACUUUGGAGGAAGCAAACAUGAAGCUGAACAAGGUCCCUAAGUACUCUUUGAUCUUGCAGGCCCCAAAAGAAUAUGACAUACUUGCGAUACCUUUGACAACUGCUGCUAUGAAAAUGCUGAGGAUGAGAGAAGGGACACCAGAUGAGUGGCGUCAAUACCUAGCGAAGCCAACUUCAGAGCCAUGAAGAUGGUUGUAAUGUGCAUAUCUAUACUCCGUACAUAUUGGAUACUGCCUGACCAAAAAGUAGUUGGAAAAGUUUAUCAAGUGCCUAGUUUCUUCUAGUGAGUCUUCUUGAUGCAUAUAUAGUUCAUGUAUAGUUACCGAAGCCCAAAAUGUUGUAAUUUCAUCUCAUUGUACAUUUACUGAAGCUUAAUAUGUUGUACUAUAAUCUCAUUAACCUUUACUUUGUGCC